UUGACAGCAAACAAGUCACCGAAUACCAGCAGUCACGCAUACCCAAGACAACUCGCAGCGCUACAAAAUGGGGCGUCAAAACAUGGAAUGAGUGGAAAGAGCAACGUAAUGUUAAAGUUGAGUAUGAUAAAUCUGACGAAGAAGUGUAUCAUUUGGUUCCGUCUCUGGAUGAAAAUUUAGUCCAGAAGGAAUUUGAUUUCUGGCUAUGUACAUUUGCCAUUGAAAGUCGGAUACAAGAUGGCCAACAGCAUCCGCCAGACUCAUUAAGACAAAUGUUCUGUGCCAUUUACCGCUAUCUGCGCGAUGAUUGUAACCGCCCUAACCUAAAUUUUAUGGACCAGGGCAACCACGACUUCUUAGGUUUCAGAAAUACGCUGGAUGGUGUCAUGAAGACACUCUCACUCUGGUAUUGGUAUCCGAAAAAAAAACAAGCCGAGCCAUUUUCGCUAAAUGAUGAAGAAAAGCUAUGGGCACACGCGUUUGGUACAAAUAUCGCAUUAGGCAUGAGUUAUGCAACCUACUUUUACAUGUGUAAAAUAUUUGGACUACGUGCCGCUGAUGAACAUUCAACACUAACGGUAGACCAACUCACCAUGCACAGCGACGAUAUGGGGGAGUAA
Messenger RNA from Saccoglossus kowalevskii, 620 nucleotides. RefSeq lists its product as uncharacterized. The record is from RefSeq and is a predicted model, not a curated record. NCBI's taxonomy places the organism in Eukaryota, Metazoa, Hemichordata, Enteropneusta, Harrimaniidae.